GCCACACCUUCAUCUCUCUCCCCCUCACCACUCCUUCUCCACCUCCGGCCGCCGCCACGGCCAGGCCGGCGUGGUGAUGCGCCUCCGUAGCCCAUCCACCCACCAGCGCCAUCCAUCACCAGCACCAACACCCAGCGCCACCAUCACCUCCUGCCGCCAGCGCCACCACCACCUCGCGCGCCCUGCAAUCCAUCUCCCUGCUGCUCCUCCACCUUUCUUCUUCUCCUAACCUACUGCUGCUCUCCUUCUUCUUCCCUAGCCUCGCUGCUGCUCUUCCUUCUCCAAAUCCCCAAACUGCUGCUCCUCUUUCUUACACGCCUGCUGCGGUUCUUCUUCUCCUAUCUUGCUGCACCACUACUGCUGCUCCUUGUCUCCUACGUCCCCUGCUGCUCCUAACUUGCUGCUGCUGCUGCUCCUUCCUCCCUUACCUUGCUGAUGCACUUCUCUGAAUCCGAAUCAUUACUGCCUCUCUCUCUCUCUCUCUCUCUCUCUGAAAUUUUUGUAAAAUUUAGAAGUGUAUGACAUUUAAUAUUCAGAUUUGAAGUGUACUUGCAACCUGCUGUUUGCUCUGUUUAAGUGCUUGUAUAAUAUGGUGUAUGUGAUCUGAGAUCUGACUAGUUGAGGCUUUGCUACUUUGGGAGAUACUUGAUCUAUUAUAUUUUGGUUCUAUCAAUUAGUAUUCUGCUAGCAUAUAUGUGUGUUCACCCUGUGUACUAGUCCCCUGUACUAGUUAACUUCCAGUACCAGUUAACUUUGUGUGUGAUUAAUUUUCAGUCUCUGUGAUAGCUUCGUCUCUGUGACAAAUAUGUUUGUAAUGUGACCCAUUUCUAUUUUGCUAUAUAUGUUCAUGUCCUGUUGUUCCCUUUGUGUUACUGUUUUAGUUUCUCAUGCCAAUAAAAAAUAAUACCAAAAAGACAGAGAGUAUAAUCUAAAUCUCCCUUUGCUUCUUUUCGUUUACCGUGGCGACAAUCAUUGAUACUUUAGGUUUUAUUUCUGCAUUCAUAAGCUGAAUUGUGUUACCUAGAUUUAUCCGAGCACGAUCAUUGACUUGCCUAGUCCCUGAGGAGAACACGACACUCGCAGUUUGGGCGUAAAACCCCACUGUACCUACAAUUGAUCAUUUUGGCGCCGUUGCCGGGGACUACCGUCGUGUGACCGUGUUUGGCUAUAGACUAGGUUUUUCUUCUUUUUCUAGUUUGUGCCAUAUAUUCGUGAUAUAUCUCUAACCACUAACCUCUUUUCUAGUUAGUAUCUUUUUUGUUUUCUUUAACUUUUUGCAGGUUAGAACUAUCUUCUCGGUUAUGGCUUACUAUUUAGAUCAUCAGGCUUAUGCGAGCAACACUACAAACAACACGGAAAGUAUUCAAGAACUGAUAAGGCCAUUCGCCCGCUGAAUGUCGGUGUGGUUACUCCCAUCCUCCGGAUUGUUUUGGCAUGAGCUUCGCUCAACGGCAUAGCUCAUACCAAAACAAUUACUCACAUGGGUGGCCUGAAAGCCUGAAUAUGUCAUAUAGGAGCAACAACCCCGAGAUCUCAUCGUUUGUCUCUAGUUAUCCAUUGCAGAGAUUUAGGUAUGAAGAGGAGAGCCACAACUAUGCUCCACAACAGAUUUAUUCAGCUCCUACCCAUAUACCUCAACACCAGGACAUGUUCCCAAUUGAGUUAAAUGGUCAUCCAUUUGGUCAACCAACAUCUUCAACACUAGUGCCCACACAAGAUGACUUUGAUGAUAUAGACAAGCUCACAUUGCUUAGUCUCGAGUUCACUUGGAGUGCCGAAGAUGAUCCAAUUAGGCCGGUGAUACUAGAGGAAAUGAAGAAGAUUAAGAGUGGAAAGGAGCUAGUGGAAGAAGUAAGGAAGAUUGAGAAGAACAUCAACGCUGUCAGUACUAUCUCUUCCCUCCUUGAGCUGAGUGUUGCCGGGAUAUCCCUUGAGGUGUGUGAGGUUCCAACACCUUCACAUUCAGCUGAGCAAGAUAGUGAGAGUCCAGAGGAAGAGAUACUUCAGAUCCAAGAAGAAAUUCUCGAAGCCAAGGCACAAGAUGAUCCAGACCUCGAACAACAAAGUGAUCAAGGUGAAGACUCAUCAUCUAUUACUCUUGAAGAAGCAAAAGAAGUUGAUGUGAUUGAAGAUGAAGAACUAGAAACGCAUUUGCCCAUCGUCAUACAGGAGCGUGAUUUAGCAGGUUUAUCCAAUCCUCUUGAUGACAUGCUUCCUUAUGAGAUCUUUGCUGCUACUUUCCAUUGUGUUAUACCAUCAAUUAAGCUAGACUUGAAAAAUUAUUUGCUUGGACAUGAUCAUACAUACAUUGUUGGUGGCAUUGCUCUCAUUCCUGAUUAUGACACUUAUUUUCCUUAUGCUAGUCCUAUGCUUAAUGAAACAUAUUAUUCCCAUGCUAGUCUUGAGCUUAAUGAUAAAUUUCAUCCUCACGUUAGUGUCGACCUUGCUGAUUUCUACCAUCCUAAACAUGUGCUUUAUAGCUAUGCUUAUGUAAUUGGUUAUUCGAUUGAUGACUUGGAGGGUAUUAUCCCUACCACUUGAAUUGUCUCUUUCGUUGAGUGCUCUUUCAGGUUCUUGCUUGUGCACGAUCCACUACAUGCUGACCAAGUUCGAGAUGACAUUCCCUGGGACCCCGGUGGACCUAUGGCAUGGGGAUGAGGAGAAGCAAGGAGCACACACGAAGAGAGAAGCUGGAGCAGGCAUGAGGAUAGAGAAGCAAAAAGAGAAGAGUUGCAGUUCAGAGAGUGAUUGUGCGAGACCUACAUCAUAUAAGCCCGGUGAGCUGUUUCAUGACCCAUUCUGAGUAUAUCAUCCAUUGAUACAUGCUGAAAUCAAAUGUUAUUUUGUUUGCUUAAGCCAUGUCUUAAAUGUUGCCCCACUAAAUUUUAUUUGACAUAUGGUGCUUGAUGAGAAUAUGCGAACUGAUUGUUGAAUGCCAUGUAAACUAGUGAUCUACAUAUUGCUUGCUUUGCUGAAAUUAGUGAAAGUUAUUAGUUUUGAGUGCUCAAAUCCCUAGUACACUAGAAAACUUAAUUAUUUUCUGCUUUUACCUCGAUACACCUAGAUCACCACAUUUAGAUGCUGUAUUUGUGCCAAGUGUCUUCCCAUUGAGAGCAAUCACCUAACCACUAUGGAUUAGCAUGCUAUGUUCCCUGGAUCGGUAGCAUGUGAACUAGACAUAGAGAAGUGAUGAUUCCUGUUUUUGUUCUUAUGCGUUGUUCAUUUAAGAUAAGUAAUAAUGAAUAAACAAGUCUGGCUACCUACAGUAGCAUGUCAUGUUCCCGGGAUCGGUGGCAUGUGAAAUCGGGUUAGCUUGGGCAGUAAAUAAUAAUAAUAAAAAUGUAAUUGUCGAACCAGAUGUAUACCAUGUUCUCGGGAUCGGUGGUAUGUUCCUUUGGGGAGACAAACAAAAAAAUUAUAUAAUUGGUCGAGCCGGGUGUAUACCAUGUUCUCGGGAUCGGUGGUAUGUUCCUUUGGUGAGAUCAAUAAAAUAUUAUCAUUACUUUCUUCAAAUUCAAUAAGUGGUUCAACCACAAUGUUCCUGUAAUAAGUGAUCUGAUCACAAGUUUAAGUUCUUUUUAUUUUUUUGGAUCAUGCUCUCUUUAGGAACCAUUUGGCGCGGUCAUCAUUUAAACUUGUUGAUCCUCUUUUAUCAUUGUAAAAGUUUAAAAUGGUCAUGCUUACUAGUACCCUACUGCUUUGUAGCACUCUUAACCAUCAAUUUUCACUAGCUAAGUCCAAAAGCAUGCAUUGUUUCGAGAUCUACUUCACUUGGACAUUCUUUACUCAGUUCACUGUUCACACUCUUGCUCUUGUCAUAUGCCUUUGCUUGAGGACAAGCAAAGAUUUAAGUGUGGGGGAACUUGAUAAGUAUAUUUCACAUAUGUAAUUUUGGUACUCAAAUAUAGCAUCUAUCGUAACAUAUUCGUCCAUUCUUGCCAUGCUUGAUUGAAUAUUGCUUGAUAAUCAUCAAAAAGGAUAAUUUACUAGUCUUUGGUCUAUCUUGCAGAAAUGUGCGCAAAGGCACUAUAAACUACAAGUUUCUGUCCAUGUGGCAAUCGAGAUGAGCAUAUGAAAGAAGAGAAGGAAGAGGGACUUGAGUGUGAUGAAUAUUAAAGCUUCAAGGGCAAGAAAUAAAGAGUGGAGGGAUCAACUUGUGAAGUAGGCAGAGAAGUAGAAGGGCCGAAGUGCAAAAGUGCAGAUCUGAGGAGAGGGUCAAAAUCCCUAGCGCAGCCUCCAUUUUCCCCUUGGGCCUGGCCACACCUUCAUCUCUCUCCCCCUCACCACUCCUUCUCCACCUCCGGCCGCCGCCACGGCCAGGCCGGCGUGGUGGUGCGCCUCCGCAGCCCAUCCACCCACCAGCGCCAUCCAUCACCAGCACCAACACCCAGCGCCACCAUCACCUCUUGCCGUCAGCGCCACCACCACCUCGCGCGCCCUGCAAUCCAUCUCCCUGCUGCUCCUCCACCUUUCUUCUUCUCCUAACCUACUGCUGCUCUCCUUCUUCUUCCCUAGCCUCGCUGCUGCUCUUCCUUCUCCAAAUCCCCUAUGUACCAAUAGCUAUGUGUUUGAUCUCUCUCUCUCAUGUUCUCUCUCGUGUUCCCCUAUGGCACGAUCUUGAUGUAUCCCGAGCUUUGAUAUUGUAGUUGGAUCUUAUGAUGUUUCUCCCCCUCUA
Molecule: messenger RNA, 4675 nt
Organism: Triticum aestivum (bread wheat)
Lineage: Eukaryota; Viridiplantae; Streptophyta; Magnoliopsida; Poales; Poaceae
Exons: 2
Coding region: 1435-2541 (368 amino acids)
Source: RefSeq, a predicted model, not a curated record